GGGAACUGAGUCAGCACCCUCUUUCUUCAACCCUUUUCUCUCUCUCUCUCUCUCUGUAUUCAAUCUUUUGAUGAUUUUCUGAAGCUCAAAAAACAAAGGAAAAGUGAAAAGAGAGAAGAUGCUGGAGAAAAUUGGGUUGCCGGAGAAACCAUCGCUGAAGGGGAAUGCUUGGGUGGUUGACGCCUCACAUUGCCAAACAUGUUCCUCACAGUUCACCUUCAUCAAUCGCAAGCACCAUUGCCGCAGGUGUGGGGGAAUAUUCUGCGGCAAGUGUACGCAGCAGAGGAUGGUGUUGCGUGGACAAGGCGACUCGCCUGUGCGUAUUUGCGAUCCCUGCAAAAAGUUGGAAGAGGCUGCGAAAUUCGAGCGAUAUGGAAAUAAAACUAGAGCUGCAAAAGUUGCAGGUGGCUCCAAAUAUGGUUCAUCGAGAGGAGACGAACUUCUAAACCAAAUUCUCGGUAACGAUGGGAAAAACAACAUUACACAGAACAACAGUGCAUCAUCUUCCAACAUUCUAGAAGUACUCGAAGGUGGAUAUAUAGAUAGAAACCUCUCUCUCGAUCAAAACACUGAUGUUUUAACAGAUGUAGGAUCUGCUACACCUGAAGACUUGCGUCAACAAUCUAUCGCAGAAAAGGCUCGACAUAGAACUUUAAAAGCCGAAGGAAAACCCGAAGAGGCAUUGAAAGCCUUUAAGAGGGGGAAAGAGCUCGAGAGACAGGCCGCAGCUUUGGAGAUAUCUUUAAGAAAAAAUCGAAAGAAGGCCUUAUCAUUCGCUGACAACACAGAGGAUAUUCUUCAACAAAUCAAAGAUGAUUCGAAACCAUCUCCUGAUAAUAAAAAUAAACUCCCGAAAAAAAAGAUAAAAGAAACCAACGAUCUUUCUUCUGAUCUCAAAGAAUUGGGAUGGUCGGAUUUAGAUAUCCGUGCUGCUGAAAAAAAGCCAGCAGCAUCUGUGGAGGGUGAGCUCUCUUCCCUUUUGAGGGAAGUAUCUCAAAAGCCGAAUAAAGAGAAGCGAAUUGGCAGCAGUGAAAAGUCUUCUCAGGUUAUCGUUCAUAAGAAAAAAGCUCUUGAACUGAAACGUGCAGGGAAUCUUCUAGAAGCCAAGGAGGAAUUGAAGAGGGCGAAAAUUCUCGAAAAGAAAAUCGAGGAAGAGGAGCUUCUAGGCGAGAGUGACGAAUCUGAUGACGAACUUUCGUCACUAAUACGCGAUAUGGAUGGUGAUGACAAAGAAGGCGAUCUUUUGGCGAGAUAUGAUAAACAGAAUCUUGAUAUUGAUUUCAGUCAGUUUGGUGGGAUUGCGGAUAAUAUUCCUGUAGAUGGUAAUUUUGAAGUGACGGAUGAUGAUAUGAAUGAUCCGGAAAUAGCUUCUGCUUUGCAAUCUUUCGGGUGGGACGAAGAUACCCCUGAUCCCGAGAUUGCAUCUUCUGAUAAGGAAUCAACUGUAACUGAGAUUCGGUCUUUGAAAAUAGAAGCUUUGAAUCAGAAAAGAGCAGGCAAUACUGUAGAGGCGAUGUCACUUCUAAGGAAGGCUAAAUUACUAGAAAAGGAACUCGAGAAUUCUGAUUCGAUGAAUACGGGGCCUGAUAUUAUUGUGAAAGAAGUUGCAAGUCCAGGUCCUAAAUUGGCUCCAAAGAGUAAACUGGUGAUCCAAAGGGAGCUUAUUGCCUUGAAAAAGAAGGCUUUGACUCUUAGAAGAGAAGGUAAAGUGGAUGAAUCGGAUGAAGAAUUGAAAAAGGCGAAGGCUUUGGAAGAGCAGCUUGAAGAUAUGAAUAAAGCUGCGGCACCUGUCAUACAGCCAAGUGUUGAUGUAAAUGCUGCUCUUGGUAAUGUAAAUGAAGAAGACGAAGAAGUGACGGAUCAAGAUUUGGGGGACCCGGCUUAUGCUUCUCUUUUGAAGAACUUGGGCUGGGACGAGGAAGAAAGUGUGACAACUUCAAAAGAAAAUAACGGGCCUCCGAAAUAUACCAAAGAUUCUCCUAUUACACAAUCUGUUGGUAAUGUCGAAGAACCAGUGAAGUCUAGAAAAAGUAAGAGCGAAAUUCAGAGGGAACUGUUGCAAUUGAAACGAAAAGCUCUUACACUCAGACGCCAAGGAGAGGGCGAUGAAGCUGAUGAAGUGUUGAAUAUGGCGAAAUUAUUGGAGGCACAGUUGGAGGAAUUUGAAAAGCCGAGCCAAACGGAAUAUUCACUGGAAAAUAACGAAAAGAAUUCACCCAUUGAUGCUAUACAAAAUACUGAAUCUUCUUUUCUUGAAGUGAAUCCACAAGUCAAAGACAGUGUUACACUUGAAAAACCCAUUACACUUGAAAAACCGGAAGAGAAGCCGUAUAUUCAAGAAUUGCACUCUUCACCGGAAAAUUCUAUUUCGCUGCAAAAAGAGAUCAUGGCCCACAAGAGGAAGGCACUUGCAUUCAAAAGAGAAGGAAAACUAGCAGAAGCUAAGGAAGAGCUUCGUCAGGCGAAGCUAUUGGAGAAGAGCGUGGAGAACAGCAACGCCGUGCCUCAGAGUGAUGACAUCAUCGCUCCUGUCAUCAACAAAGACGCACCUGCCAUCGACAAAGACGGCAGUCCUAGUGCGGCGCCACCCAAACAGCUGUCGGGCCGUGAUAGGUUCAAGAUACAGCAAGAGUCGCUUGCUCACAAGCGGAAAUCACUCAAGCUGAGAAGGGAAGGCAAAACUGCAGAAGCUGAUGCCGAGUAUGAAUUGGCUAAGGCUUUGGAAUUGCAGUUGCAGGAUUUGGAUGCACCGGAUUCUGGUGAACCGGCUGGUGAUGUUAGCGUCGAGGAUUUUCUUGAUCCUCAGCUCUUGUUUGCUUUGCGGUCGGUUGGAUUGGAAGAUGAUCGAACUAAUAAAUCAUCUCAGCUGGUUGUAGAAAAGCCGGAGUUGACUAAAGUCAACGCGGAUCCUGAUUUGGAAAGGGAGCAGCUGGUGGAGCAAAUUAGGGCGGAGAAAGUCAAGGCGUUGAGUUUGAAACGUUCUGGUAAGCCAGCUGAGGCAUUGGAUGCUUUAAAACGAGCCAAACUUUUCGAAAAGAAACUGCAAACCCUAACUUCGAUAUGAAGUGUUUGGGAAUUCAUAUUUGAGAUUUUGAAAAUGCUACUAAAUUUGGAAAUAUUUCGACAUAAUUGUUUGGCGCAUUAUUCUGAAAACGACAUGUAUGUGUGUGUGAACUUUUUUCGAGAUUGUAAAUAAAUGGUUUUUUGAAUUU
This is a messenger RNA of Erythranthe guttata (spotted monkey flower), 3212 nucleotides long. Its product is annotated as phosphoinositide binding protein. The record is from RefSeq and is a predicted model, not a curated record. Gene Ontology annotation, molecular function: protein binding; metal ion binding. NCBI's taxonomy places the organism in Eukaryota, Viridiplantae, Streptophyta, Magnoliopsida, Lamiales, Phrymaceae.